Messenger RNA from Diospyros lotus (date-plum), 2495 nucleotides. Its product is annotated as zinc finger protein GAI-ASSOCIATED FACTOR 1-like. The coding region runs from base 305 to 1993 and encodes 562 amino acids. The transcript has 3 exons. Gene Ontology annotation, cellular component: nucleus. NCBI's taxonomy places the organism in Eukaryota, Viridiplantae, Streptophyta, Magnoliopsida, Ericales, Ebenaceae. The record is from RefSeq and is a predicted model, not a curated record. Gene Ontology annotation, molecular function: DNA-binding transcription factor activity.
AAGUUCUAAUGGUCUUCUUGUUUGGCAACGGAGCAAGCAAAUUAAGAGCUUUCUUCUCACCAGAAAUAGAGGAGAAUUCCCUGGUUUUUGUCUUCCUCUAGUGAGAGCAGAUUCCUGGAUUUGUGUUCGCCAAAAACAAGCGAGCAGCCUCUUAUCUCGGAGAAACAGAAAGAACGAUAGAAAACAACACAAAGUUUUUGGAAAAAGGACAGAAAGACAAAACCCUUUACAGCAAUCUCCAUAUACAACUACAACUCUCUCCCUCCCUCCCUCUCUCUCUCUCUCCCUCUCUCUCUCUUUUCUGAUGUCAAAUAUUACAGGUGAUGAUGGCAGCUUCUCUUCAGGUAAUACUGGGGAAGAAGUCCAGCAGCUGCCGCUUCAUAAAAAACAGCUCCAUGGCUCCGCUUCCGGGGCGGCUGCAACUAACAGCAAUGGAUCCUCCUCCCAGCCACCGCCACCGCCACUGCCCAAGAAGAAGAGAAAUCUGCCAGGAACUCCAGAUCCAACUGCUGAAGUUAUUGCUCUAUCACCAACAACACUAAUGGCAACGAACCGAUUCGUUUGCGAGAUCUGCAACAAGGGGUUCCAGAGGGACCAAAACCUGCAACUGCACCGGAGAGGCCACAAUCUGCCAUGGAAACUGAGGCAAAGAAACAGCACUGAGGUGAAGAAAAGGGUGUACAUAUGCCCCGAGCCAAGCUGCGUCCACCACAACCCGGCCCGGGCCCUCGGCGACCUCACCGGAAUCAAGAAACACUACAGCCGGAAGCACGGCGAGAAGAAGUGGAAAUGUGACAAGUGCUCCAAGAAGUAUGCCGUGCAGUCGGACUGGAAGGCUCACCAGAAAACCUGUGGGACCAGGGAAUAUAAGUGUGACUGUGGCACCAUCUUCUCGAGGAGAGAUAGCUUCAUCACUCACAGAGCCUUCUGUGAUGCAUUAGCAGAAGAGAACAACAAAGUAAACCAAGGACUAGUCCCCAACAUGGGAUCAAACUUACCACCAGACCUCAUCCCUUCCAUGCCCUUAAACACCAACAACAUCAUAAACCCAUCCAUGGCAGUAAUCUCAUCAUCAGAUCAUCAAUUCAACGUCUAUGACCCCAAAAACCCUCUCAAAUCCCUCUCCCAAGACCCCCUGGUCCCAAUGCCCUUCAAGCCCAUGAACAUGGCCGCCGCCGCCGGCAUGUUCUCCACCACCUCCGGCACCCUCUUCAGCUCCCCAAGAACCAUUUCUUCCUCUCCCUCCAGCCUCCAGCUCAGCUCCAACAGCUCCUCCGCCGGCUUCAACUACCUCCAAGACGCCAAAAACGGAGGCGGCCAGCUUUCCGGGUCGCCACACAUGUCUGCCACAGCCUUGUUGCAGAAAGCCGCCCAGAUGGGCGCCACCGCCAGCAACAGCAUCAACUCUCCCAUGAUGCAGAAGAGCUUCGCCAGCAGCAUGGCCGGCCCGGACCAUCCGGUCACCGGAAUUAGACCCUACAACAGCCCAUACGAACAUUAUCAGGCGCCGGAUCAGUCGACUUUAGUAGGGAUCAACGGCGGGGAAUUCACCAACCCGCUCCUCCAGAAAAACCCGCAAGAAAUCUCCCAGUUUUUUGAGUCUGGAACCGGUGGCGGCUCGGCCAUAAAUAUUGAGAUGGGAAUGUUCGGUGGAAUGUUCAAUGUGGGUGGUGGCGAUCAAAGCCAAGGGUUGAUCGUGAAGAACACAGAGAAUGAGGAGAACAAUAGCUCCGGCAUGAUGCCGGGACGAGCCCCGGCAGCCUGCCGGAGCCUGACGAGGUUCGGAACGAAUUCCGGAAGCAGCAGCGAUAUGAUGACAGUGGACUUCUUGGGGAUUGGAGGGCCAACGAGGCCUCCGAAUUUGCAUGAGCAGCAGCAGCAGCAUCAAAACAGAUUGGAAUUCGAAGCAAUGAGUCAACAGAGAAUGCAGGUGAUGAAUCAAUUCCAGCAACAGGUGGAACCAGGCAUGGAAAAGCCAUUGUGGGAUGCUUGAUUGACAGUGAUCAGUAGCAGAUUAAUCAUCGAAUCUUUGAUCUUUCUUCACUGAUCCGCCGCCCAGAGAUCUGCAAGUCAUGGAGAUUAAAAAGAAAACAAGUUGCGUGCUUUACUGCGCUGGAUCAACUGAUGACACACACACACACACACAAUCAAACAUGGGUGCAUUAGGAGUUGGAUGGGUCAAAGCUGCCAUGCAUUCUCAGAGACAAUGAUGAUGAGGACUGAGGAGGAUCUUAAUGUUAGUUUAAUUAGUUUCUAGUGAACUGACCUUUGUGUAUGAUCCAAUCGGGUGGCUGUGGCUGUUUCUGUUUGUACUAAUCCAUGAAUAAGCCAGCUUAGAAAGAUUUUCCUGUUCUAUCAAGUUGAUUAGGAAUAUAUAUAGGAUAAGUUGUCUUUAGUCAGGUUGAACGUUCAAGAAUACUUAGAAGAAGUUCAUGAACAAAAUAUAUAUAUAUAAUUCUCAAAAAGUCAGCAAUUAAUUACAUUUCUAUUCUUCU